Messenger RNA from Cyclocybe aegerita, 828 nucleotides. Lineage: Eukaryota; Fungi; Basidiomycota; Agaricomycetes; Agaricales; Hemipholiotaceae. The record is from the annotation of a GenBank genome assembly.
UGAAACUUGGUCGCAAGAGAAGAAAGAGCACAAGGCACUCUCGGCUGAGCGGACCGGCAAACCACUGGCACAGGACUUCAGCACACACGACGCGACAGACGCGUUUAUGGCUUAUGUUCCAGCUACUUCACUCAAGAAUAGGACUACAUUCUGCUUCUAAUGUCUUCGGAACGUCAAGACACCUCUCGACAGAAAUAUCCUUCUUGUCAAACAACCAAGCGGCAGGCUUCCUAGCGUCCGCGAAAACGAUUAACUCGAUACCGAAGCCUACUGGACUGCCUGAGGUCAUCGUCACAGGCCGAGCCAAUGUUGGAAAAUCUACCUUGCUGAACUCUGUCCUCAAACGAAGGACACUUUUGAGCACGAGUAGUAAAGCUGGCCAUACAAAAGCCUUGAACUUCUUUCUUGUAGGCCCAGAGCCCGGAAAGUUCAUCGUCGUCGAUGCGCCCGGCUAUGGUGCACGAGGUCGGCCGGAAUGGGGAGAGCUGUUCGACCAUUAUGUCCGAACCCGAAAGCAGCUAAAACGAAUCUAUAUCCUCUUCAACGCGAAGCAUGGUCUUAACGCCUUCGACAAAGGAAUGCUUUCCCAGCUUUCGACCCUCCUGCUCGACGAGCAAGGUGUACAAACGUUUACUCUUCAAAGCGUCAUCACCAAGAUGGAUGACGUCCCCGUCGACGCUCUCCAAACCAAUCUCUCGCAAAUGAAGAAGGACAUCUGGGAGGCUGCGCCUUUGUGUCUACCACCUAUCAUUACCAGCGCGGAAAUGAAGCCUCCGUUCGGUAUUGAAGAGCUGAGAAAGAACAUCGAGAGUGCUUGUGAGCUCUGAG